Messenger RNA from Entelurus aequoreus (snake pipefish), 1381 nucleotides. Its product is annotated as zinc finger and SCAN domain-containing protein 2-like. The transcript is spliced from 3 exons. The coding region runs from base 123 to 1106 and encodes 327 amino acids. Gene Ontology annotation, cellular component: nucleus. The record is from RefSeq and is a predicted model, not a curated record. Lineage: Eukaryota; Metazoa; Chordata; Actinopteri; Syngnathiformes; Syngnathidae.
CUUUGAUAUCAAAGAGCUGCUACUUCAAAGAGCAGGAUCUUUUAAAGCCGGAUCGUUCGCGAACGACCCAUCACUCGGUGUUGGCAGCAAAAGAUUUUCAGUCCGCGUCUUACAUUUAAAACAUGAGCCAAGACAUAAAGCCGGAAGUUAGCAACACGCAGGAAGAAAUGUGCGAAUUCCAAAAGGUGAGAAAGUUGAUGGAGGAGCGACUAAAUGUUACUGCUGAAGAAAUAUUUGGAGUGUUGGAAAGAACCAUAGCAGAGUACGAGGAGGAACUUUCUAGGACAAAGGAGGAGAACAAACGUCUACAAGAACUACUGGAUGCUGUUUUCAAACCUCAAGUUGUGCUACACAGAGCAGACGUCCAGCGGGUGUCAGCGGGGAGUCAUGAAGAGAUUCCCUCCGGGCAGCAGGAGUGGCACACCAGUGUGGGACAGAAGGAGCUACAGGCCCCCUCCCACAUUGAAGAGGAGCAGCCCUGGGAGCAGCUUCAUGAUGAAGAUGAAGCUCAGUCCUUACAGCUUCAUCACAGUCAAAGUGAGGAGAACAGAGGGGCGGAGCUUGUAACUCAACACAUCACAGAAGCUGAUGGAGAGCAUUGUGAAGAUAUAAACUCAGAACCAGACAGCAUCUUUGCUCCACUGUCAGACAUGGGCGACAUGAUGUCAGACUCUUCUGAUCACAGUGACCACAUCCAAAAACCUUUGGAGAGUAAAAAUGACCCUAAAGGUGAUACGAGACAUCACACUAACAACAAACACUUUGACUGCUCUGAAUGUGGAAAAUCAUUUAAACAGAAGAGUAAUGUUACAGUACACAUGAGAAUACAUACUGGAGAAAAACCUUUUACUUGCUCUGUUUGUAAGAAGAGUUUCUCCAGAAAGCAAGACAUGCUAUCACACAUGAGAACACACACAGGUGAGAACCCGUUUAGUUGCUCUGUUUGUAAGAAGAGUUUCUCCAGAAAGCAUGUCAUGACCACACACAUGAGAAUACACACUGGAGAGAAACCGUUUAGUUGCACUGUGUGUGUUAAAAGGUUCAGGUUAAAGCACCAUGUCAGUAAACACAAGUGUGUAACAGUCAUGGAAGCUGCAGGGAUUUAAAAACACUUAAACAGUGAUUGUGCUAAAUGUACUUUAAAAACACAGCAUGUUUAAUAUGAAUGUAUAUUUUAUGUUGUAUGUAGUGCUUCUCAUCUUCUAGUGUUAUAUGUUGUCCUGUAAUUACUUUUUAAGUCGCGUGCAUUUAUUUAAUAUGAUUUUUGUAGCUAUUAUUUUAUUUUAUUUGCUAAAUGUUAAUUUUUUUUGUGUGUCUUAUAAAAUCACACAUUCUUUCCACUGAAUUUUGUUGAUGUUUUUAAUCAAAUUUAAAAAUAUGA